This is a messenger RNA of Lichtheimia ornata, 2883 nucleotides long. RefSeq lists its product as uncharacterized. Bases 1 to 2883 code for a protein of 960 amino acids. Lineage: Eukaryota; Fungi; Mucoromycota; Mucoromycetes; Mucorales; Lichtheimiaceae. The transcript is spliced from 10 exons. Gene Ontology annotation, biological process: carbohydrate metabolic process. Gene Ontology annotation, cellular component: vacuole. Gene Ontology annotation, molecular function: beta-galactosidase activity. The record is from RefSeq and is a predicted model, not a curated record.
AUGGCUGUUGCCACUGCGGCAGCACCUCUUGUCAGCUUGGAGAAACGAGAAGAAAGCAACAAUGGAUUAACGGAUCGCGUCACGUGGGAUAAACAUUCGCUUUUGAUUGACGGCGAACGUCUCUUUUUCUUUUCUGGCGAGUUUCAUUACUAUCGCCUUCCAUCACCCAGCCUAUGGUUUGACAUCAUGGAGAAAUUCAAAGCUCUUGAAUUCAAUGGUGUAUCUUUUUAUUUCAACUGGGGUUAUCAUUCACCAAAGAAAGGAGUCUAUGAUUUCGACGGUGUACGAGAUGUUCAAAAGGCGUUUGAUGCUGCAGCAGCAGCAGACCUUCAUGUGAUUACUCGUGCAGGCCCCUACAUCAAUGCAGAAGUGGAUUGUGGUGGUUUCCCGGGUUGGUUAAUGGAUCAACACAGCAUGGCAAGAAAAAGUUCGCCUGAAAAUGAUGCCAACAGCAAAGAAUGGCUUGAAGCUAUCGACAAGUACAUUGUACCCAACCAAAUAACAAAAGGCGGUAGAGUCGUGUUGAACCAAAUUGACAAUGAAUACGCCGAUAAUGUUGACCCUUACUAUAUGGAGAUGAUUAAGCAAAAGUUUGCCGAGGAUGGAGUUGACGUCCCUUCUAUCUUUAACGAUCCAAACACAAAUGGCUAUUUUGCACACGGCACUGGUUCAGUGGAUAUUUAUGGCUGGGACAGCUAUCCACUUGGUUUCGACUGCAGCAAUCCUACAGUAUGGCCCAACAAUCGCAGUACUACUUGGCGAGAUUACCACGAAAUGAUGAAUCCAGGGGAGCCGAUGGCAUUGUAUGAAUUCCAAGGGGGGGCCUUUGACGCCUGGGGAGGGCCGGGUUACGACGCAUGCCGUACCAUGGUGAACGAGCAGUAUGCAAAGGUGUUUUACAAGAACAACUAUGCCCAAGGUGCCACGAUGCAGAACUUGUAUAUGGGAUAUGGUGGCUCGUCGUGGGGCAGCUUAGCGAAGCCGUCUGUGUACACGUCGUAUGAUUAUGGUGCUCCCAUUUCAGAACCUGGUCUUAUGACUCCAAAGGGUUACGAGGUGAAGUUGCAAGGCACAUUUCUUCAUACCGUUAAGCCUUUCUGGACCACCGAGCACUUUUCUCCAAAGGUCGAUAAGGAUGAUAUUAUUCUCGUGGAUGGCUUGGCCGAUGUCAAUACCGAUACCAAGUUCUAUAUUGCUCAACAUUGGAACACUGCUUCUGAGGAUAAGGAUGAAUUCCAUAUUGAUAUUGAAACAAGCGAUGGCAAAUUCACCAUUCCACAAAAGAGCAAGCUGGUUCUUGAUGGUCGCGAAGCCAAGAUCCUCACCACCGAUUACGAUUUCAAUUCGCAACAUUUGGUCUACACUACAAGCGAGAUCUUCACUCAUCAAGCAAUGGGAUCACAUGACGUGAUGUUGGUUUAUGCAUACGAGGAUCAGGAAGGCGAAUUCGCACUCAAGCUCUCCAAGGAUGAUGUCAAGGUCGAUGCCAAGGAUGAUUCAGUAUCGCAUUCGGUGGAGGAUGGCAUUUUGCUUAUCAACUACAAGCACAACAACGGCACUACACCUAUCUAUAUCAGCGGUGGAUCGGAUCAAGACCUCUUGUUACUUGUGGCAGGAUACUCAAGUGCUACGCGUUGGUGGGCACCUAUCGUCAAGGACAGCAAGGAUCGUGUUUUGAUUCAAGGACCUUAUCUUGUGCGUGGUGCCUCUAUCUCGGAUUCCACCCUUGCCUUCACCGGUGAUAUUGAUGAGACUACCGAUAUCGAAGUGGUCGUUCCUGAGAAUAUUGAGGCUUUCACAUGGAAUGAUAAGGAAUUGAAGCUCAAAAAGUCUGAGCAUGGCACGUGGACUGGUACCAUUGAAUUCAAAGAUCCCAAGAUUGAUAUCCCCGAUUUGACAAAGGCCGAGUGGAAAUACAGCGAGGCUUCCCCUGAAAUCAAUCCUGACUUUGAUGACUCGACUUGGACCACUGCCAAUCACUUGCAAACCAACUCUGUCACCAUUCCCGAUACUUGGCCUGUUCUUUUUGCUGAUGAUUAUGGUUUCCAUAGCGGCUGCAUUUGGUUGCGUGGCAAGUUCAAUGGUUCUACCGACAUCACUGGUUUCAACUUGACAGCUAUCUCAGGUGAUGCUUCAGCCUGGAUGGCAUGGCUCAAUGGUGAAUACCUUGGUGGAUAUGAAGUUGGCAACCAAGCCUUUGAGGAUUUGAAUGGCACGCUCAAGACCGAUGGUGAAAAUGUCAUUUCGUUAUUGCUUUGGACAACGGGUCACGAGGAUGAUUGGAAUGCUGAUGACAAUUACAAGACUGCACGUGGUUUCACACAAGCUGAACUUUUGGGUACCAGCAACCAAACAAUUUGGACCAUCGAUUGGAAGAUCCAAGGCAAUUUGGGUGGUGAAGAUCUUGCUGAUCCAGUACGUGGACCCUACAACGAAGGCGGUCUUUAUGGUGAGCGCAUGGGAUGGCACCUUCCUGGUUUCGAUGAUGGUGAUUGGGAUAAGGUUUCUGUUCCUGAGGAAAAGAAUCGCACUGGUGUCUCUUGGUAUCGCACCAACUUUGAUUUGGAUAUUCCUGAUGGCUAUGAUGCACCCAUGAGCAUCAAGUUUGAUGAUGACAGCAAGACUCGGUAUCGCGCAUUGCUCUUUAUCAAUGGAUGGCAAUUUGGACGUUAUGCCAAUGAUUUAGGUCCUCAAACACAAUACUACCUGCCAUCUGGUAUCCUCAACACCAAGGGCAGCAACACAUUAGCCGUGGCCGUCAUUCCUAUUGACAAGGGUGCUCAACUUGGCAAGGUCUCUCUUGAAGCUUACAAGGUGCUCGAGUCAUCUAUCCCUGCUGUGGAGCUGGUUGAAUCUCCUGGCAUUGACAAGCGCCAUACUUAA